This is a messenger RNA of Globicephala melas (long-finned pilot whale), 1192 nucleotides long. It is a transcript of the gene WNT8B, whose product is annotated as Wnt family member 8B. NCBI's taxonomy places the organism in Eukaryota, Metazoa, Chordata, Mammalia, Artiodactyla, Delphinidae. The record is from RefSeq and is a predicted model, not a curated record. Gene Ontology annotation, biological process: multicellular organism development; neuron differentiation; cell fate commitment. Gene Ontology annotation, molecular function: cytokine activity; frizzled binding. Gene Ontology annotation, cellular component: extracellular region.
AUGGCUGACUUUGUAGAGUUCAAGACUUCAGCGGAGGAAGUAACUGCAGAUGUGGUGGAAAGAGCAAGAGAACUAGCAUUAGAAGUGGAGGCUGAAGAUGUGACUGAAUUGCUGUCAGUGAACAAUUUCCUGAUGACUGGUCCAAAGGCUUACUUGAUCUACUCCAGCAGCGUGGCAGCUGGUGCCCAGAGUGGUAUUGAAGAAUGCAAAUACCAGUUUGCCUGGGACCGCUGGAACUGCCCUGAGAGAGCCCUGCAGCUGUCCAGCCAUGGCGGCCUUCGCAGUGCUAAUCGGGAGACAGCAUUUGUACAUGCUAUCAGUUCUGCCGGGGUUAUGUACACUCUGACUAGAAACUGCAGCCUUGGGGAUUUUGACAACUGUGGCUGUGAUGACUCCCGCAAUGGGCAACUGGGGGGCCAAGGCUGGCUGUGGGGAGGCUGCAGCGACAACGUGGGCUUCGGAGAGGCAAUAUCCAAGCAGUUCGUCGAUGCCCUGGAGACAGGACAGGAUGCUCGGGCAGCCAUGAACCUGCACAACAACGAGGCUGGCCGCAAGGCGGUGAAGGGCACCAUGAAACGCACGUGUAAGUGCCACGGCGUGUCUGGCAGCUGCACCACGCAGACCUGCUGGCUGCAGCUGCCUGAGUUCCGAGAGGUGGGCGCGCACCUGAAAGAGAAGUACCACGCAGCUCUCAAGGUGGACCUGCUGCAGGGUGCUGGCAACAGCGCGGCGGGCCGCGGCGCCAUCGCAGACACCUUUCGCUCCAUCUCCACGAGGGAGCUGGUGCACCUGGAGGACUCCCCAGACUACUGCCUGGAGAACAAAACGCUAGGACUGCUGGGCACCGAAGGCAGAGAGUGCCUGCGGCGCGGCCGGGCCCUGGGCCGCUGGGAGCGCCGAAGCUGCCGUCGGCUCUGCGGGGACUGUGGGCUAGCGGUGGAGGAGCGCCGCGCCGAGACCGUGUCCAGCUGCAACUGCAAGUUCCACUGGUGCUGCGCGGUCCGCUGCGAGCAGUGCCGCCGCCGGGUCACCAAGUACUUCUGCAGUCGCGCGGACCGGCCGCGGGGGGGCGCGGCGCACAAACCCGGGAGAAAACCCUAAGGGUCCCCUUCCCCACUCUCCUUUCCCAAUUUGUCCUUGGCUUCUUUUAGAGACCCCAGCAGUAGAGGAAUCUAGGGAAUAGGGACCCCAC